AUGAGUACAGCAGUCGACAAGCAAGAGCUUUUUCGCCUCGGAGACUGGAUGCCCACAGACCCCAGCGUCCAGCAAGAAUGGCUCGCAAAGGUUGUCACUGAUGCAGACAACAAUCCUGACGACCUCCACCCCGUCCUCCGUGAAUUCGGCGAACUCAUCGAGUCCGACUCCGUCGUGAACGACCUCUUCAUCUCGACUUUCAAAGAACUCCCGAACAAAACCCUCUUCAGCACCAGACAAUCCUCGAAAUCCCCUCCAAUCCGGGACUACAAGCAUUUUCUACAAGUUCUGAACAAGCUUCUCAUGACUGCACCGACAUGGACUGACGUGAACAACCGAGUCGGGGUGGUGGGGAUGCCGAUCAACGCGGUCCUCGACUGGCCGCUUGGCGCCUCGAGCGGACUCACGACGUUUCUCAACCCCGCCGUGAACGGUAUGAUAAAGAAGGUUCUUACAGCAUGGGGACAAUUUCUCAAGUCACCCGAGUCGGCGACUGUCCUGAACGACACGGCGACCGGGUGGUUAGGGGAGUCGGCCAUGAAGGCACUCACGGAAGCGGCGAACGUGAACGGGAAGAAUUACGGGUUUGACGAGGUGUAUGUUUGUGAUGCAGCGGAGGUAUAUUAUGGGUUCAAGUCUUGGGAUGCGUUUUUUACGAGGGCGUUGCGGGAGGGCGUGAGGCCUGUUGCGGGGGCGGAUGAUUCGAAUGUUAUUAUUAACCCGUGCGAGUCGAGGCCAUAUAGAGUCGCUCAUGGCGUUGGUGGUGGUGAGAAGUUUGAUGUCAAGGGUACGCAGUAUUCUCUGCCGAAGAUGCUGGGGGACGAUCAACUUGCGCAGCCGUUUAUCGGUGGUACCGUGUACCAAGCUGCACUCAGUGUCCUGGGCUAUCACCGCUGGCACGCACCGGUUAGUGGAAAAGUGUCAAAGACAUACAUUAUUGAAGGCACAUACUACGACCAAAACUGCAUCAAUACCGGGGGCAGUUUCCUCUCCAAAUUACCCGGAGCAAGCUUCUUCGGACAAGGACAAGAUGCCGACCCCGAACCUACGGAUGUCACGGCCACAGCCACACGAGCGGUAAUCCUGAUCGAUUCUGAUAAUCCGAAGAUUGGACAAGUAGCUUUCCUGGCAGUCGGACUGGCAGAGGUAUCAACAUGCGAUAUUAAGGUCAAUGAAGGUGACACUGUGAGCAAAGGAAGCGAACUUGGAAUGUUCCACUACGGUGGAUCAACUCAUUGUUUGAUUUUCGGGCCAAAAACCAAUCUCCGCUCUUUGCCUUCGGAGUUGGGGGAUACUUUGCCUGUCAAUGAGCAGUUGGCGGUUGUUUCUUAG
This is a messenger RNA of Aspergillus ruber CBS 135680, 1332 nucleotides long. Its product is annotated as phosphatidylserine decarboxylase family protein. Bases 1 to 1332 code for a protein of 443 amino acids. Gene Ontology annotation, biological process: phosphatidylethanolamine biosynthetic process. Gene Ontology annotation, molecular function: phosphatidylserine decarboxylase activity. NCBI's taxonomy places the organism in Eukaryota, Fungi, Ascomycota, Eurotiomycetes, Eurotiales, Aspergillaceae. The record is from RefSeq and is a predicted model, not a curated record. Gene Ontology annotation, cellular component: mitochondrion. The transcript is spliced from 2 exons.